UGAGGCGGCGGGGUGGAGUGGGGAGCAUCAGGAAGAGAUCUGCUCUCCUGCUCCCCAAGCAGCACCUUCUUUCUCCCCGCAAACGACCUCCGAAAUAUUGCAGAUUAAUUCUUUGCUUUCUGCCGCUCGGUUGCUUCCUCCUUUCCAGGGAGAGGAACAAAAGAGACCUCUCAGCGGAGCACCAUAGAGAGAGAAAAAGGCAAGAGGCACACAGUAGGGUUCCCAUUUGGCGGCCACCGUGUGCGGAGCAGCACCGGGAUCGUUUACUUAGAAGAAGACGCUCUGACCCCAAGAAGAAGUAAAUGGUGAUGGCGGGGAGGGGGACACACAGCAGGGCCGGGGAAGUUGUAGAGCAGUUGGCCCCUCCUUAGAAGGCCGAGUCUCGGCAUGAAGUGGUGACGUGUGUACUCCACCCCCUCUCCCCAACCUUCGCCCUUCCCACCCCGGGGCACUGCAAAGCCUGUAAAGAGCGAAGAGUUUCCCCAUUGGGUCUUCAGCCAGCGCGGAGUUGCUGCACGAAGCUGCCUAAAGAAAGAUCCGGAGCUUCUACGCCUCUUUGGGAGGGAGAGUGGCUUUUGCCGGACCACCCCCGCAACCUCAUGACCCAGGGGUCUGGCUCUGAGCAGUUUUCUCUCUUCAUCCCAGCAAGUGAAGGAUGGGAGAGUGAUAAUGAGGGAAAGCCCCAUGGAGGAUUGUUGGGAAGUGCCAGACGUACAAAGGAGAAACAGAGGAUGAAAACUGAAAGGAAACAGAAGAGGAGGAAUGGACCUUCUGCGUCUCAGCAUGGUGACUGCCAUGAAAUCACAAUCCAGGAAAAAAUGGAGGAAGAAACAGAAAGAAAUCUGGGUCCUAUUUACCGGAAAUGCUUCACUAUCAAAUCUAGCCUUCCACCUCAGUUGGAAAGGUACACUGGGGAGAAAUCCUAUAAAUCCCUGGAGAGUGAAAAGAGUUCCAGUGCAAGUUCUCAUCCCACUUCACAUGAAAGUAUCCACACAGGGGCCAAAUCAUAUAAAUGCUUGGAAUGUGGAAAGAGCUUCAGAGGGAAAUCAAGUCUUACUGCACAUCAAAAGAUCCACACUGGGGAGAAACCAUAUAAAUGCUUUGUGUGUGGGAAGAGCUACAGGCAGAGUGUAAGACUUACUAUACAUCAAAGAAUCCACACUGGGGAGAAGCCAUAUAAAUGUUUUGAGUGUGGAAAAAGCUAUCUUCGAGCAGACUCCCUUACUUUACACCAAAGUAUCCACAUAGGAGAGAAACCAUAUAAAUGCUUGGAGUGUGGAAAGAGCUUCAGAGGGAAAUCAAGUCUUACUGCACAUCAAAAGAUCCACACUGGGGAGAAACCAUAUAAAUGCUUUGAGUGUGGGAAGAGCUACAGGCAGAGUGCAAAACUUACUAUACAUCAAAGAAUCCACACUGGGGAGAAGCCAUAUAAAUGUUUUGAGUGUGGAAAAAGCUUCACUAGAGAAGACUCCCUUACUUCACAUCAAAGUAUCCACACAGGAGAGAAACCAUAUAAAUGCUUGGAGUGUGGAAAAAACUUCCGCCGAGCAAACUUGCUUUCUUCUCAUCAAAGGAUACACACAAGGGAGGAACCACAUAAAUGCUUGGAGUGUGGAAAAAGCUUCCGCCGAGCAGACUCGUUUUCUUCACAUCAAAGGAUACACACAGGGGAGGAACCAUAUAAAUGCUUUGAGUGUGGUAAAACCUUCAAAGAUACUAGUAGUAUUUCUAAACACCAAAUAAACCACACUAGAGAGAAACAGUGCUUGGAAUGUGGAAAGAGCUUCUCUCGGCAUGCCUCUCUCAUUAAACAUCAAAGGAUUCACACUGGAGAGAAACCAUUUAAAUGCUUCAAAUGUGGAAAGAGCUUCAGUCGAGUUGAUAGCCUUUCUUUACAUCAAAGGAGUCACACUGGGGAGAAACCCUAUAAAUGCUUGGAAUGUGGAAAGAGUUUCGUUCAAAGCUCCCUCCUCACUUCUCAUCAAAAGAGUCACACAGGGGAAAAACCCUAUAAAUGCUUUGAAUGUGGGAAGAGUUUCAGGGGAGGACCAGCCCUCACUUCUCAUCAAAGGAUUCACACAGGGGAGAAACCCUAUAAAUGCUUUGAAUGUGGGAAGAGUUUCAGGGGAGGACCAGCCCUCACUUCUCAUCAAAGGAUUCACACAGGGGAGAAACCCUAUAAAUGCUUGGAGUGUGGAAGGAGCUUCAGGGAUAAGGGAAGUCUUACUAAACAUCAAAGAACGCACACAGGAGAGAAGCCUUAUAAAUGUUUGGAGUGUGGAAAGUGCUUCCGUCGGAGCUCACACCUCACUUCGCAUCACAAGAUUCACACUAGAGAAAAACCAUGUAACAGCUUAUAGUGUGAAAAGAGCUUCUUUCACAGGAAGUCAUUUAUCAAAUAGUCUACUCUAUGACUGAUGUAAAUGAAUCCCAGGAAAAGAGCCACAUUAUUCUGCUCUGACAAAAACAGCAGAGAGAGAGAGAGAGUUUCUCAAAAGUACAUUACAAGCCUCACUUCAUAGAAGAGUUCUCAGUUAUGUGGGGAGCAGCCAUAUCUAUCCUUGGCAUGUGGAAAGAGCUUUGGUGAGAGGCACUCCCUUACUCCUCACCAGAUAAUCCUUUCCAGUGAUGAAGAUUGUAAUGGAAUUCACUUUAGAAAAGAGCUAUUUUUAAUCUGCUUGCAGCUUAAAAGUUUUAUUUUUAAAAAAUGUAUACACCUUUUGAUUUUGG
Hemicordylus capensis (graceful crag lizard) is the source of this 2730-nucleotide messenger RNA. RefSeq names its product zinc finger protein 420-like. The record is from RefSeq and is a predicted model, not a curated record. Bases 600 to 2360 code for a protein of 586 amino acids. The transcript has 2 exons. NCBI's taxonomy places the organism in Eukaryota, Metazoa, Chordata, Lepidosauria, Squamata, Cordylidae.